AUGGCCGAGCUCAGCUCCCAGCCGUCUCCCUUCGGGCACCUGACGCGGGAGCGGCACAUCCAAGCGCUGGCGAGGUCCUUGAGGAGGAAGGACGGGACGUCCCCCAGCUGGGAAGGCACAAGCCGAGCUAACCAGGCUCAAGAACUGGACUUUGGGAGCAGCCAGGGGAGCCCGGAUGCCCCUUCGAGUGCCGAGGACCCUGGCCACCAACUCGAGGGCCGGAGAUGGCCGGGAAGCAAGUGGGGUGGGACUGCCGGGGAGGAAGCCACCGAGUCGCCUCUGCCGCGGCUGGGCUGGCGGGGCAGGAGAGCCCGCAGACGGAGCCCGGAGCAGAGCUUGCAGCGGGUUCAGGAGGACGACGACGUUCCACCGCUCGGGCUGCAGGUGCUGGCCGGCGUCUCCCAGCUGCGCAUCACCGCCCGAGCUGGGCUACGCGGGUUCGCCGGGGACCCAGGGAGAACGUACGUGGUGGGCACCGCGCAGGCAAAGGGGCUGCUGGUAGCUAUCGAAGAAACCAGCCGCUUGUGCCUGCACCUGUGUGGCCCUGCCCGCUCCUGCCGCAUCCGCCUCCGGGACCUGCAGGGCCAGGACGUCCUGUGGCUCCGACGGCCCUUCGGGGCUGGCGCCAGCUGCCUGGGCUGCUGCCGGACAGAGAUGAGGGUGUUCACCGCCGGUGACCAGCUCGUGGGCAGCGUGCGGCAGAGGUGGGGCAUCCUUGCCCAUCUCUGGGACCUGCGUGACCCCUACGGCGCAGCCACCAUGAGGAUCCGAGGCUCCUGUGCGGCCAGCCGCUGCUCCUCCAACCAGGAGUUCCAGGUCACCUCCCGCGCCGGCAGCCCCGUGGCAGUGAUCUGGAAGAGGUGGCCAGGUUUCAAUGAAGACCAGAACAUGGACCAUGAGUUCUUUGGGGUGGACAUUUCAGCAAAGCUGGGAGCCGAGGACACCGCUCUCCUGCUGGCAGCAGCCUUCCUCCUGAACUUCAUGUUCUUCGAGAUGAGCUGAGGAGGCCUAGAAGAGACCUGCUGGGAGCCCUGCUAUGCCAGAGACACUGGGACUAGUCCAGCAGCUCCCCCCUGGAGUCACAGAAAUCCCAGUAGCGAGGCACAGGCUGCCGCUGUCUCGCAAACGCUGGAUCUCCUUUGGUGGCUGGGAUGGCGCUCGGCGCCUGGCUUCGCACACGCUGCUUUCACGAGGCAACUGGAGAACCUGGAGUCUGACGUACUUUCUGUUUAUCUUAGGUGUGCGCGUGGCCCCACCACCAGUGUGUCUGAGCCCCUCCCAAUCCUCAAUGCAACACCCCUCAGAGGCAGGGCAGGUAUCCCCAUUGUACAGUCGGGGAGCUAAGGAAGAUGCCUAAGGUCACGCAGGAAGUCGGUGGCAGAGCAGGGAAUUGAAGCCAGGUCUCCCAAGUGCUAAGCUGGAGCCCCAACCACUAGGCCACCCUACCUCUCCCGGGUCACUGUAAAAUCCAGCACUGACUAGGCCCAUUGCAGAACCCACGUCGCAGCAGGCACGCGCGCUUUUCGCACCCUGAACUCUACGGUACCUGGCGCUGGGAAUCCACGACGGCCCCAGCGUCACAAGGGCAGGCAGGAGAAGGAGCCAGUGAACGAUUCAAACCCAACACAAGCCGGGGGAGCGGACCGAGGCAAAGCGUUCGGACACGGGGAAGGAGUAUGCUGGGCUCAGGUCCCGAACCUACUGGGCGCCAUGACCCAUUCUUGCCACCGCCCUCCCAGAUUGCACUGAGUAACUGACACAGGAAGUCAAUUAAACCAUCAGAUCAGCUCCUGGUGGCCAUGGGGUUCCCUGUUAAAUCGAGGAAUGGGACUUUCCCUUUGGGCCGCUGGCAGCUGGGCAGGUGCGUCGGGAAGCGGGAGGGUUUGGUGCCAAACCACCCCAGGAACUCUUUGGGGAAUUGUUCCAGGGGUCAGCGGCCCCAUUCAGAAUCAGGGCUGCGUGGUGCUGGGUGCUGUACAGACGCAUACGAACCCGUGGUCCCCACCUCGA
Malaclemys terrapin pileata is the source of this 2010-nucleotide messenger RNA. Its product is annotated as phospholipid scramblase 2-like. The coding region runs from base 1 to 1002 and encodes 333 amino acids. Lineage: Eukaryota; Metazoa; Chordata; Testudines; Emydidae. The transcript is spliced from 7 exons. Gene Ontology annotation, cellular component: plasma membrane. Gene Ontology annotation, biological process: plasma membrane phospholipid scrambling. Gene Ontology annotation, molecular function: phospholipid scramblase activity. The record is from RefSeq and is a predicted model, not a curated record.